Messenger RNA from Mangifera indica (mango), 1131 nucleotides. Its product is annotated as F-box/kelch-repeat protein At3g06240-like. Lineage: Eukaryota; Viridiplantae; Streptophyta; Magnoliopsida; Sapindales; Anacardiaceae. The record is from RefSeq and is a predicted model, not a curated record. The transcript is spliced from 2 exons. Bases 1 to 933 code for a protein of 310 amino acids.
AUGGCAGAUGGGGGUUCUGGUUUUGAGAGUGAAGUCUCAUCAAGUUGUAACAACCCGCCGAAACAUAUAGUUAUAUGGAACCCUUCUCUUGGCUUUUCCAAGAGAAUUUUAGUUAAGCCCUUUGAUGAAGAUCAUUUUGAAGAACCGAUUUACGGAUUCGGGUUUGACCCGAAGAGUAACGACCACAAGGUGGUGAGAAUCUUGUACCAUCAACAGCGCCGAUAUGUUGGUGAAGGCGUCGUCAAGAGUGUUGAAAUUUAUGCUUUGAAUGUUGGCGAGUGGGUGGAUAUUUCUGGAAAAGCUGCACCUGGCUGUCUCAUUAAGGAUUCUCUGUCGAGGGCUUAUGUGGAUGGGGCGGUUUAUUGGGUUGCGCAAAUGAAUGUGGGAGUUAUUUCCCGCAAACUGGUGUUGUCCUUGUUUGAUUUGAGCGAUGAGACGUUUAAGACAUUGGAAAUGCCGGAUGAGCUUAAGUGGAAAACGAAAUUGGUUGAACAGAAGUUCCAAAACGAGCAGUUAAAAGUAGUUGCUAUGAACAAGUCACUCAGUUUGGUGCACUUUUUUAUACAGUGGACGAAAAGUCCUUCUUUUGAUGGGUGUAACAUUUGGAUGCUCGUUGAAAAUGGUGGCGCAAGAGGGUACUGGACGAUAAAGUAUAGAGUUGAUCUCCGAUUAGGGAUCGCCAACGUUUUAGGGCUGAGGAAAAAUGGAGAAGUUGUGCUAGUGGCAAGGCACACAUAUGAGCUGAUUUGCUUUCCUAUUGGCAGUAGAAAAAUCAGAUACUUGGAUAUGAUUGGCGAUUGGAGUACUUUCUACAUGAACACUUACAUUGAGAGUCUGCGUUUAUAUGAGAGAGGAAAUCAUGAGUUUAUCAACAAUUUUGAUUCUUCCGCAGUGCCAGCAACCGGGAAUGGCGAUGAACUCACGGAGGCUUGAACUUACUGUCUUUCUUCAGCCAUGUGUGUGCUAUUGGGAAUAAUAAGUAGCAAUAUUUUUAGCUAGAUUGUCGUCAGUUGUGUGUCAUUUAAUGUGUUUUAAUGUAACAAUUCUUGUGUCCUCUCUAUAGGGUCAAAACUUUUCCCCAUUGAACAAGGUCAAGAUAUAAUAAUAAUCUGUGAAGUUUUUAUGUUUUUA